Schistosoma mattheei is the source of this 678-nucleotide messenger RNA. Lineage: Eukaryota; Metazoa; Platyhelminthes; Trematoda; Strigeidida; Schistosomatidae. The record is from the annotation of a GenBank genome assembly.
AUGAAUAUUGUAAAAAAGGAACAAUCUUAUUAUUAUAAAACAUAUUCACCUUCAUUGAUAACAUCAACAAAUGAUUUAAAUUCAAAAACAAUAUUUCCAUCAGAAAUAAAUACAGUAUCAUCAAAGUCAUUUGGAAAAAGUAUGAUAGAUAUAUCAAAAAUAGAUGAUAAAAUAAAAAUGGAGAAAUUAUGUUUUGAUUAUACUAAAGAUGGUCCAUUUUGGACAGAUAUUCAUGAAGAACUAGAACAACAACAACAAAAUAAUCAUCAGUUAUCAUCAGCUUCAUCAUCUUGUACUUUAACAUCAAGAGAAACGAUAGGUAACUUAAAUUAUUACAAUUCUCAUAAUCAAAAUUGUGAUACAUAUAUUGAGAAAGAAAUCAAUAGUCAUUUAUUACUUAAUACACAAGAUAUUUGCAAUAGUAAAAAGAUGAAUAAAUUAGAUAAUAACAUAUCAUCAAUGUCUGAAAUUACACGUUCAAGAACAACAACUAUGUCAACAACAAUGACAACAGUAAUAGCGACGACGACAACAAUAACAACUACAGGUAUGAAGUCUAUACAACCGUAUAAAUGGUUACAGAUAAAACGACAACAGCCACGUCAAAAUAUAACAAAUAACAGUAAGUAUGCUAUUAAUGUCAUUUUAAGCAAAGUGUACAUUCAAUAUGAUAAUUAA